This is a messenger RNA of Fibroporia radiculosa, 1566 nucleotides long. RefSeq lists its product as uncharacterized. Gene Ontology annotation, molecular function: oxidoreductase activity; copper ion binding. The coding region runs from base 1 to 1566 and encodes 521 amino acids. The record is from RefSeq and is a predicted model, not a curated record. The transcript is spliced from 13 exons. NCBI's taxonomy places the organism in Eukaryota, Fungi, Basidiomycota, Agaricomycetes, Polyporales, Fibroporiaceae.
AUGUUACUUCUCGCCCUAGCAGCAGGGGUUCUGUUGGUUCAAGCUAGACGUUCGUCUAUUGGACCUGUUGCCGAGCUGGCACUUGUGAAUGCCAACGUUACCCCAGAUGGUUUCACCCGCCUUGCCGUCCUGCCCAAUGGACUCUUGCCUGGACCUCCAAUUACAGGAUACAAAGGGGACAAUUUCAAAAUCAAUGUUCAUAAUUAUCUGACAGACCAUACUAUGAAUGAGACCGCAACCGUCCAUUGGCACGGUAUUUACCAGCAUGGGACUAAUUGGGCAGACGGGACUUCCAUGGUUAGCCAGUGCCCGCUGACUUCUGGAGAUUCGUUCUUGUAUGAUUUCUCCGUACCAGACCAGGCCGGCACGUUUUGGUAUCAUAGCCAUGAAGGGUUGCAGUACUGCGAUGGAUUACGUGGUCCGUUCAUUGUGUACGAUCCGCACGAUCCCCACAAGGACUUAUACGACGUCGACGAUGACAACACCAUAAUUACUCUCUUCGACUGGUAUCAUGAGCCGGCGCUCGAGAUUCCCCUCUUCGGAAAUCCUGAUUCAAUAUUGAUCAAUGGAAUGGGACGUUCGCUGAACGAUUCAGUUUCUCCGCUAUCAGUGAUUACCGUCACGCCGGGAUUGCGCUAUCGUUUCCGGCUUAUUUCCAUGUCCUGCAAUCCAUAUUUCAAUUUUACCAUUGAUGGCCAUAACUUUACAAUCAUCGAAGCCGAUGGUCAGAACACUCAGCCCCUGCCCGGGAUCAACUUCGUUCAGAUACAUUCUGGCCAACGCUAUUCCUUCAUUCUUGAGGCCAAUCAACCUAUUGCAAACUACUGGAUAAGGGCACCAGCAGAGUCAGAAUCUCUCAGCCCUACACCACCUCCGCAACCUGGCAUGGCUAUUUUACGGUACAGGGGCGCCCCAGAGGUGGAACCUGAAACAAAAUCAGAACUGGUUCAAUACCCAUUGAUCGAGACCAAUCUCCAUGCUCUUACUAAUCCGGCAGCGCCUGGAGUGCCUACCAUAGAUGGCGCUGAUGUAGAUAUCAACCUAAAUGUUACUUUUAAUCUCACCGAGUUAACGUACUACGUGAACGAUUACACCUUUGCCAAACCCCCGGUUCCUAUUUUGCUUCAGAUCUUGAGUGGUAAAUAUGCUGCUCAGGAUCUGCUCCCUGCUGGAGCCGUAUACACUCUUCCACGGAACAAGACCAUCCAAGUUACGAUGCCUGGAGGUGUUUUCCCUGCCCAGCACCCAAUGCACUUACACGGCAGCUCUUUUUCAGUGAUUAAGAGUGCCGGAACCGGACCUGCAGACGUUGGCUAUAAUUUCGUGGACCCCGUGCGCAGAGACACAGUCAACAUCGGUUUGGCAGGCGACUUUGUGACGAUUCGGUUCGAUACACAUAAUCCGGGACCGUGGAUGCUGCAUUGCCAUAUUGAUUUCCAUUUAUACAUGGGGUAUGCAAUCGUCUUUGCUGAGGAUCCUGAAGACACAAGACAUGUCAACCAUCCUCCUCCUGCUUGGAACGAACUAUGCCCAAAAUACGAUACCCUGCCCCCUGCAGACACUUGA